GAAAUCUGCUCUCAAUCACAAUUAAUUAGAGCAACAUGGUGAGGGAGAGGAGUGGGAAGCGCCCCCUCCUCGUCGGAGAGUUGAUGGCGACGGGGAGGAACGGGGUUGCAUCGGUCGGAGACCUUGAGUUCACAGAUAAUUCGAGCUGGAUUCGGAGUCGGAAGUUCAGAAUCGGUGCAAAAGUAGCACAAGGGAGCUUCCCCGGCGUUCGCGUUCGCGAAGCCAUGACCGAAGCUUUUGUCAAGGACCACCGCGGGGAAUAGGCUCUUGAUGAAUUUAAUUCGGGACAUCUGGAUUUAAGUGGAACCUUGCUAAGACCGUUUAACGUACAAUAUAGUGCCUAUGAAGACUACUGUUACAAAUGUUUGCGCUCCGGUGGAAGUUGUGGAUCCAAUCGAGCUUCUUCAUUUGUAUUUGCUUGCUACUGUCGCGAUCGACCUUAUGAUGUAGAAUGCGGAGGUAAGGGCAGGACUUCUCUUCGCAAGAGCAAACUAAAGCUAAUUACUGGCAGGACUUCUCUUCGCAAGAGCAAACUAAAGCUAAUUACUGGUACGCCUGCAUCACCAGUACUCUAAUGACAUGAUUUGAUUCUAAUCUUUUUCCUAUUUCUUGUAACCAUAUGAUAUUUUUUGAGUAAAUUGUAGCCAUAAGGUAGUAAAUGGUCCUUGUCUGU
Rubroshorea leprosula is the source of this 673-nucleotide messenger RNA. The record is from the annotation of a GenBank genome assembly. NCBI's taxonomy places the organism in Eukaryota, Viridiplantae, Streptophyta, Magnoliopsida, Malvales, Dipterocarpaceae.